Messenger RNA from Hyla sarda, 1887 nucleotides. Its product is annotated as carboxypeptidase O-like. NCBI's taxonomy places the organism in Eukaryota, Metazoa, Chordata, Amphibia, Anura, Hylidae. Gene Ontology annotation, biological process: proteolysis. Gene Ontology annotation, molecular function: metallocarboxypeptidase activity; zinc ion binding. The record is from RefSeq and is a predicted model, not a curated record. The transcript has 15 exons. The coding region runs from base 1 to 1887 and encodes 628 amino acids.
AUGUUGAACGAUCCUCUGCAGAAGUCGCAGAAAUGUAGAAGAAUGGAGCACUCACUCGGUCUGGACUUAAGAAACGUCUUUAUUGUGUCAAAACAUUCUAAGCGUUCCAUGGAGUGCUGGAGACUGGACAAGAACAGGGAAGUGGGGAAGUGGGAUGGAGAUCAAGUUUGGAGCAUUAUUCCAGAGACACUAAGCCAUGCUGUGUACAUCAAAGAAAUCUGCAAUGAUGUACAGUUCGACUUGUGGAAACCAAGCCACAUAGAGGAUAUCUACCCUGGAAGAGAAGUACAUUUACGGGUUUCAUCACCUCGCCUACAUGAUACUAAACAGAACCUUCAUCGAGAAAAGAUUUUAUUUCACGUUCUGAUAGAUGAUGUACAAAAACUUAUAGAUGAACAAUUUGUUCUUAAGCACAGACAUAAGAGAUCAUUGACUUCAUUUCAAUAUACAGAAUACCACCCAAUGAAUGAGAUCUACGACUGGAUGGAUCAAAUCAAAGAAACGCAUAAAGAUUUAGUCACAUUACAUUAUCUGGGGUCCACCUAUGAGACAAGACCUAUUUACUAUUUUAAAAUUGGGCAACCGUCGAAUAGACAAAAGAAAAUUAUAUGGAUGGACUGUGGAAUUCAUGCUCGUGAAUGGAUCUCAGUGGCAUUUUGCCAGUGGUUCAUUAGAGAAAUACUUCAUAAUCACCAUAAUAAUCCAGUGAUUAAAAAAGCUCUGGAUAACAUGGAUUUCUACAUAGUCCCUGUGCUCAAUAUUGAUGGUUUUAUUUAUUCCUGGACUACGGAUCGUCUUUGGAGAAAAUCUCGCUCACCACAUAACAAUGGAAGCUGUUAUGGCGUGGAUCUUAACAGAAAUUUUGAUUCAAACUGGUGCUUAAUUGGUGCCUCAAAAAACUGCAGCAGCCUUACAUUCUGUGGAUCUGGACCUGCAUCAGAACCAGAGGUCCAGGCUUUGUCACAGCUAGUGACCACUCAUAAAUCUGAUAUCUUGUGCUUCCUGACAAUGCAUUCAUAUGGACAGCUCAUUCUCCUUCCUUAUGGAUACACCAAAGAUCCAUCUGUCAACCAUGAUGAAAAGUUGUCAGUUGGACAGGCUGCAGCUUCAAAAAUUAAAGAAACUCAUGGCCUUAACUAUACAGUUGGAAGUGCAUCUCACAUACUGUAUAGUAACUCUGGUUCUUCAAGGGAUUGGGCCACAGAUCUCGAAAUUCCUUUUUCAUACACAUUUGAGCUAAGAGAUAAUGGAACGUAUGGAUUUGUUCUUCCUGAAGACCAGAUUCAACCUACAUGCGAAGAGGCUACAGCUGCGAUCAUAUCUAUUGUCCACUAUCUAAAUGAAAAACAUUUUAAUGGUGCAUCAGGAAGCUUCUCUGACACUUUGUUGAUUAAUCUAAGUUUUUCACUCGCCAAGUCGGCCCAUCAUCAGAUAAAAUGGAAUGUAUCCAGUGGAGCAAUGUAUGGUAUUGUUAUAGAUCUCCAACAGUUCUGUUGUCAUGAGCUUCUUACAGGCAUGAAUUUGGCAUUACUCCUGGAAGAGCUGGGCCUCAAAGGCUGUUCCCAGGUCAGUCAGGACAGACUCUGGACAUCCGAGGAUUUGUACCCAAUGGGAGUAGAACAUCUGUGCUGUGGUUUUGGCUGUAAGAUCUUUAACUGGUAUGACUACAACCCACUUGGAAUAGUGAUCCACCAUGGUGAGAGCAUACGAAUACCCAGUCUUGUCAGGACCCAUUUUGUCACCAAAGGUAAAGUUUUCAAACCGAGUGGGGGACUCCUGCAUGACAAUGCCCUGGAGCACCCCACCCUCCAGGAGACUGCUGUUACUAUCCGACUCAUAUUCACUCUCAUCCGAGGAGGAGGAAGGCAGGGCGACCCUCUGGGCUGA